UCAAAUAUCCCGUCCUGUAGCUCCUGCUUCAUCUUCCUCUGCCAUUGCCCGCUCCAUAGCCCAGAGCUAAAACCCCUUCAAAAUCUCUUCCUUGUCUUCCUUCAACACAGAGGAAGAAUGUCUCUUCUUCAAAUUCAGACUCCUAAUCCGUUCACCAACAGCAAAACCAUCUCUUCAUCUUAUCCCAAACCACCUUUCCUUCCUCUUCUGCAAGCUUCCUCCUCCUCCUCAUCAUCAUCAUCUUCUUCUUCUUCUACUUCUGUUAAACCCCGCCAUGAAAAAUCUCUGCUUUCUUCUUCUCCUGCUUCCUUUUCUUCCGUUGGGAGCAGACCCUUUUCGCUUUCUGCACAGCCUAGGAGGUUGCUCUGCAGACCGCCUCAGGGGAAGUACGUCAGAGAGGACUACCUUGUGAAAAAACUGUCGGCUCAGGAGGUUCAGGAUCUGGUACGGGGAGAGAGAAAUGUGCCGCUCAUUAUCGAUUUCUAUGCGACGUGGUGUGGACCGUGCAUUUUAAUGGCUCAAGAACUUGAAAUGCUUGCUGUGGAAUAUGAGAACAAUGCAAUGAUCGUAAAAGUUGAUACUGAUGAUGAGUACGAGUUCGCUAGGGACAUGCAGGUAAGGGGCUUGCCAACUCUUUAUUUUAUCAGCCCAGAUCCAAACAAAGAAGCAAUUCGGACAGAAGGUCUUAUUCCAAUUCAGAUGAUGCGAGACAUCCUUGACAACGAGAUGUGAAGAAGCAACACAACAAAUUCAAUGCCCUAUAUAUCUUCCUCGGUUGGACUAGCCAGUCUGCAGGUCCACUUGUUCUUAGGCAGAUGCAGGUCUUGUUCACUGCCUUGUAUUGUUAAGGAAUGUACAAUCAAAUGUGGAUAAAAAACAGCAGGGAAUCUCAAGUAACUAUGGGGUGAAGGUAUCCAAAUGAAACUGCAUCUCAGAUUUUGAUCAUUAGAUAAGUAUUUCUAAAGAAUUUAAACUGGGAACGUGGGAUUUUCUUUGUUUAUUUUUAUUUUUGUCUGUUUUGCUAUUAUUUGGUUAUGGGAAAUGGGGAUUCCAGUUGAAUGUACCAUUGACAUAUAUAGUACUUUGUUUUUCGAAAUCUACUUGUUCAGUUGUAGCUUUGUGUUGC
Punica granatum (pomegranate) is the source of this 1126-nucleotide messenger RNA. The record is from RefSeq and is a predicted model, not a curated record. NCBI's taxonomy places the organism in Eukaryota, Viridiplantae, Streptophyta, Magnoliopsida, Myrtales, Lythraceae.